AUGUUAAGAUUAAUGUACGCUUGCCUUUGUUUUCUCGCUUUCGAAAAUGGAAUAAUAAGUUUCGACAAUUCUUGGAGGUUGUCUCCACUGAGAUGGAACCCAGGGUCAUCCAGUGUCCGCACGGAGCUGAAUCAGUGGCAAGGUCGUCAACGUUUCCUAUUGGACUUGCUGUUGCAAGUGCACAAACCUUUGCUACAUGAGGAACUCAUAGCAAUGGGCAGCCAACUUAACGAAGAUCCAAGGCAAUAUAAAGAAGGCUCCUGGAGAUAUUUAAAAGACUUUCUGGAGCGUGUACAUCAGAAUCGAGUGCCGCGGCCUUUUGGCAUCUUUAGUCAACUGGACGAGGAAAUGCCUGAGAACCUGCUUGGAGUCUAUCGUUUUUUAGUCUUGGCCAAGGAUUGGACUUCCUUCCAGCAAAAUGCCUGCUAUGCCAGGAUGCACUUUCAUCCCCUGCUCUUCGUGAACGCCCUCCAGUUGACAGUGGCCGAAAGGAAGGAUACCAAAGAUCUUCGAAUGCCAGCCAUGUACGAGGUGCUGCCACAGGUCUAUUUCGAGAAGGAGGUGAUCCUGGCGGCUCAGGAAGUUGCCUGGCAUCAGUUGACUCCCAUCAGAAUGGUGACACCCAAACGCAGAUGGAAGGAUCUUCUUCUGGGGUUUCUUAAGCCCAGGGCAUCUUUGCCGGAAGAGGAAACCAUGUCUGCAGAUCCCCUCAUUAUUGAUAACAAAAGAGAGUUGGCUUAUCUAAGUCUGGAUUUGGAACUUAAUUCACACUGGAACUAUCUGAUAAACCGCCUGAUUAUAUCCCGUGAAGAAGGAAAGGAGCGUCUAAAUGAUCACAUUAUUAUAGAUGGCGAUCGUUUGGUCUCCUUUCGAGGACCUCUCGACGAAGUCAUAUAUAGAAAUCAGUUAGCUUUGGGUCCCCAUUUGCAGAACGUUAAAUUAUAUAUUUACAACCUAAAGCAAUUUGUGGCUGCCUUAACCAUGGAAGACUGGGCAACGGGUCAAAUAUCGAUGGAUCUGAUUGAUCCGCCCCUGAUGACAACCGGUGGAGUUCCUUAUCAAGGCACCUUCUUAAACAGUGAAGCUGUAAGACACAUCAUAGACCUCACAAUAGAAGACCUCAAAAGUCAAAUUAACGAAGUGCUGAAUGACAAUGUUAAAAAUUAUUUGAAUAGCUUAGCAAUAGCUGGACAAAUGAUAGCAAAUAAUUAUAUUCACAUCUGUCGUCAACUAAACCUGGCUGUAAAUGGAAAUGCGAUUAAUAAACCAAGUAUGCUGGGCUUGGCCACGGCUAACCUUAGAGAUCCUAUCUACCGAUCGCUACUCUUUCGCUUGAAUGAAAUUUUAAAGAGUUAUGAAAAUGAGAAUCUUUCUAAAAAUGGAGAAGAAAGGCUUUCCCCUAAAAUAAUUAAUGUCACAGUAAGUCGCUUAAUGACUUAUGAGGAAAGCGUGAAAACGGAUCUCAUCAAUCUGAUUGACCAGCAGCUGCUUCAAUCACAGCGAAAUAAUUUACAAUUCCUGCGUCGCCAUCUUGUGGCUAAACAGCAUCGUCUCAAUCAUGAGCCUUUUACUAUUAGCCUGGAUAUAACAGCUCCAAACGACAUGACUGUUCAGUUAAGAAUGUAUCUAAUUCUACCAAAUCAAUCAGAAAUUCGUUUACACCUGGAUAGUUUUAAAUGUUCUCUAAAAAAGGGAAUAAAUCAAUUCGAACGUCUAUUUCCAACAGCUGUUUUUCAACCCACUCUAAGCGAACUCUACGAAGCCGAUUACCCAUCAACAGAAAGAAUUAAUUCCAACCGUUUUCCCCCACAUCUUUUAUUGCCAAGGGGGACUAGAGAAGGCCUCAAACUCAAAUUGCUUGUGGAGCUCACUACUUGGACUGGCUUGGAGCAGGAGUUUGAUGGGGUGUCUGUCCCUGUCCUGACCGAAACCCUGAAGGAUGUGAUAAUCUUUCAUCACCAGGCCUGAAACUAUUAUGCGAUUAUAUAUGCUAAGUGCCUAAACUUCUUAAUUGCAACGCAUAUGUUUGUCUGAAUAAGAAGGGGAUUACGAUGGAGUGGGUUUCAUAUCAAUAUAGUUUUCCAAGCACGCACACAAUCCAAAUUUUAAGGGAAAACGAAUAAAGUUGUAAUAAAUUUCCUUGAAUUUUUAGUUAUUAUAUGUUAGCUCUAAAACUCUAAUAUGAACCAUAAAACUUAAGAACCUGUCUCAGAAAAUCAAGUUUAUGAACUAACAUAAUUAACAUAUAAUAUAUAAUUUAAAAUUGAAUUAAAUUCUGUUGAUAUACGCAUACCCCAUUUGAAUGAAAUAUAUAUAUUUAACCUUCCCA
Drosophila gunungcola (fruit fly) is the source of this 2329-nucleotide messenger RNA. Its product is annotated as fat-body protein 1. NCBI's taxonomy places the organism in Eukaryota, Metazoa, Arthropoda, Insecta, Diptera, Drosophilidae. The coding region runs from base 1 to 1968 and encodes 655 amino acids. The record is from RefSeq and is a predicted model, not a curated record. The transcript is spliced from 2 exons.